GAAACCAUUUAAUAAUAAAAUUUUAUAUUAUACGAUUAGAUAGUUCACGUGUACACAGUUAUCUUUCUUGUUUUUUUAUGGAUUUUGUUGUUUUAAAAGAUGAGUCAGGAAGAGCAACCUAAAAAUGUAUCCAACCGAGAGGUUCAGCCUGGUUUCUGUUCUGCAACUUGCACCGAUAGGGCAAGUCUUCGACAGGAAAUAAAUAAGUCUGAACUAAAGACAUCGGAUCUGUUUCAUACAUGUAAUCUGCCGAAGAGAUUUGAGCAUCCUCAUUGGUUCAACGGAUAUGGAUGUCAAGUUAGUAAGCAGCAUCCAUUUUACAGAACGUCAGCGAGCGAAUACGGAUGGUAUCCGCCUGGCUGGCACUCGGUUCCCACAGUGUAUUUUCCAAAAAACCAAGAAUUUUCUAAUUUUCUGGCGGGUGCAGGCAUGUACCGCAACUAUUCACUCAACACAUCGAAGGAUCCGUCGCAGUUGAAUUAAGGUUUUAAUUGAAUGAGUUAGAAGAUAGUGAUCAAUUGAAAUGAUUUAUUAAUUUUAAGCAUGACGCACAAUUGCACUGUUUUGUUUUAAUUGUUUAAGCUUAACAUUUUAUGUUUAAAUGUAAUAGUUAUAUAAUAAUUUAUGUUG
Vanessa atalanta (red admiral) is the source of this 630-nucleotide messenger RNA. RefSeq names its product UPF0691 protein C9orf116. The record is from RefSeq and is a predicted model, not a curated record. Gene Ontology annotation, biological process: axoneme assembly. The transcript has 3 exons. NCBI's taxonomy places the organism in Eukaryota, Metazoa, Arthropoda, Insecta, Lepidoptera, Nymphalidae. Gene Ontology annotation, cellular component: axonemal microtubule. The coding region runs from base 100 to 483 and encodes 127 amino acids.